Messenger RNA from Thermochaetoides thermophila DSM 1495, 984 nucleotides. RefSeq names its product putative RNA binding protein. Gene Ontology annotation, molecular function: mRNA binding. Bases 1 to 984 code for a protein of 327 amino acids. The record is from RefSeq and is a predicted model, not a curated record. Gene Ontology annotation, cellular component: nucleus. The transcript has 6 exons. Lineage: Eukaryota; Fungi; Ascomycota; Sordariomycetes; Sordariales; Chaetomiaceae. Gene Ontology annotation, biological process: mRNA export from nucleus.
AUGAGCAACAUACUCGACCGUAGUCUGGAUGAGAUUCUUGCCGAUCGCAAGAAGAACAAUUUUAACAGAGGCUCGCGCGGUGGUGCAAGUCGCCGUCGUGAGAGAGAUGAUAGGCCUAGAGAUGGCGUUAGAAAGUCCUUCAGAGACGAUGAGCCGCGAAACUUGGACUCCGAAUGGGUUCAUGACAAAUUCGAGGAUGACAGCGGUCGCCGCCCUGCUGCUUCCAAAGGUCGUCGUCGCUCUCCGGAGCCGAAUAGCGAUCCCCGUGGCACCAAGCUUAGGGUAGACAACCUGCACUACGAACUGACGCAGCAAGAUCUCGAAGGCCUCUUCUCCCGCAUAGGCCCCGUUAUCUCCGUCCACCUCAAAUACGACCGCGCCGGCCGCUCCGAGGGCGUCGCCUUCGUCACCUACGAACACCACCGCGACGCUGUACAGGCCAUCAAAGAAUUUGACGGCGCCAACGCCGCCGGCCAGCCGAUCCGUCUGACUCUUCUCCCAUCAGGCCCGUCAUCCUCACGCGGCAGUGGUCGUAAUCCCUUCGAUAGUGCCGUCAAGCCCUCGGUGCUGGGAACGGGCAGACCCCUGGCGGAGAGGAUUACCGUUUCCACGGAGAGGGUCAGGUCUAGGUCUUUGAGUCCGGGGAGGGAUAAUUCUGGAGAGGAGAACGGUCGGGGAAGGGGUAGGCGUGGGGGUGGGGUGGAUAGGUACAGGCCUAGGUCGAGGAGUCCGCCUAGACGACGUGACGGUGGUGGAAACGGCAGCGGAAGGAGGUCUGGUCCUGGGCCAAAGAGGGGGGGUCGGGAUCCGCGGUUGGGAAGGGAUGGUAGGCCGAAGAAGACGCAAGAGGAGUUGGAUGCCGAGAUGGAGGAUUAUUUUGCUAGUGUUGGUGCGGGGAAUCAGCAGCAGCAAGCGCAGCAGAGUGAGGGGGGGAAUGCAGCGCCUCACCAAGAGGGUGGGGAGGAUGUGGAUAUGAUUGAGUGA